Molecule: messenger RNA, 1107 nt
Organism: Coccidioides posadasii C735 delta SOWgp
Lineage: Eukaryota; Fungi; Ascomycota; Eurotiomycetes; Onygenales; Onygenaceae
Gene: TIM21
Product: mitochondrial import inner membrane translocase subunit tim21
Biological process (GO): protein import into mitochondrial matrix
Cellular component (GO): TIM23 mitochondrial import inner membrane translocase complex
Source: RefSeq, a predicted model, not a curated record
CAGACUGACAGCCAGAUGGCUGAUCCAUGACCCUUCUACAGUGUUACUCUACCAAUGGGUUGAUUUUCGAACGAAGCGUCUAACACCGCAAUGGCCUCGCCGCGAAUGAAUUCCCUUACAAAUAAGGCCGCGUCCUUAGCGGCACCCGGCACUCUAUGCUCGCUCCGGUCGCUUGUUGCAUUCUCUCGCCCAUAUACCACUCACAGCAGCCUGGGAGGGUCCUCCAGCGGGCCAAAGCGCAAGCAAAUCACCGUUGCCAGCGAUGACGGCAGAGUCCGAUGGGGUGAGCUGUCUGGCAGAGAAAAAGCCGCGCGGGCUACACAGCAAUCGGUGAAUUUUCUUGUCAUCCUCACUGGAGCCGUCAUGACGGGAGGUGUCUUCACUUUCUUAUACAUGGACGUGUUUGCUCCCGAUAGCAAGACUCGACAGUUUAACCGUGCCGUCGAGCGGAUCAAGGACGAUCCGAAGUGUAUCGAGGUGCUUGGAGAUCCCAAAAAAAUCAGAGCCUACGGCGAGGCGUCCUGGAAUAAAUGGACUCGAAACCGGCCGAUAGCAACAACCAUUGAGAAGGACCGACUCGGAAAUGAGCACAUGAAAAUGCAUUUCAAUGUCACCGGGCCGUUGAAUGAAGGAGUUGUCCGUGUCCAUCUGAUCAAGACACCCGAUCAGGGCGAAUACAAGUAUCAUCUUCUGGUGCUAGAUGUCGAAGGCCAAAAACGCAUAUUUCUUGAAAACGCUGCCGCUGAAGUAAACGCCGCAAAGAAAACCGCCUCGAAGAUUUUCGGCAUCCAGUGGCGAUGAAUCUAAAUUCCCAGGAGAUAGCCAUGCGGUAUUACCGCUUAGCGAACUCCAUCUCCCAUCUCCUCGGCCUAGUUCCAUGAGGGAUUUUCCAUAUGGAUUACUCUCCAUAGAUGGCAAUAUAAUCGAGGCAUUAGCGUUCAGGUUGGCACUGGAGUUUUAUCUCUUAGGCCUCUGACACCUUGUUGUCCAUCAAUAUCACUGCGAUAUGCAGGGUUAAUGGCCAAGCCAGGCGUUGUUUAUUCAUAUGCAUGCUCAGGGUUUACGCAUCCCUUUUUAGAUAGCCUCCGCAUGUGUGUACGAUUGGGC